AGUUUAUGUAUGACAAUGCACCUAAACCGUCAGGCUACAUAAAAACAUCUUAAGAUGUGCUUUAUUCUUAUUAGUUGUGUCAUUUGGUGGCAGACGUAAUGAGAAGGAGCCCGUGAGUGGUGUGCUCGUGAGCGCGCAGCAGCAAGCGCGUGGUCGCGCAGAGGUUGUGAGGCGCGCGCAGGUAAACUCUUGUCAGCAGCAGCACCUGGAGUGUCUUCGACUGCAGGCCGUGCAGUAUUAAUGGGAUUGAGUAUGGUUAGCGGUAUUUUAGGCUACUGCACAUGAUGACCAUCCUCAUCCUCGCCCUCGCUGAGCAUGGCGGAGUCAGAUGGUCUGGAGCUCUGUCUGAAUCGAGCUCAAAGCAGAAUGCGAUAUUUCCACUCAACCAAUCACAGCGCACCAUUCCACGCACUCUAGCCAGUAAUGAUGGAGCUUUGAAUACACCCGGCAUCCUAGUUUUCCUCAUCUACUUUGUACUCUGUGAUCAACAAAAAACAAGGGCUGCAGGAUAAAUCGCAUGUGAUUGUCAUGCGCAUCUCGUCAGUAAAGCCGGUUCUGUGAUUAAUAAUACAAGUAAAUCUCCAUAACGUGCUUUCAGAGGGAAAUUAUUCAGAUGCAUUUAAUACAAAGAGCCGUAGAUCACUGACAAGCUAGAUUAUGAAUGUGAUAUCGCAUAGCUUGUCAGUGUCAGUGUUUUUAUUAAUGGCAUUUAUGUUUUUGUUAAUACAGCACAUAGCACUAGUCAACUAAAUGAAUGUAACAUGGGAAAGAUGAAUACACUUUUGGAAGUUGAAUCCAAAGGAAAUGUCAUUUUGGAAUUUCUGUGGUCUAAUGUGAUGUUGUUCAUGUUCUUGUUCAUGAUGAAAUGUUAUUUUAUUGCUGUAAUUAAUUUAUAGCAUUAAUAAGAAGACCCAUUGAAUUAAUGUUGGAAGCGAUGACUGAUGAAUGUAUUUUUAGUUCAGUGCCUGUUUACCAAGUUUAGAGGCUGUCAUAUGUGGAUCAACUUACUAUGGUGUGUAUUUCCAUCAGUUUCAAUAUGAAAAAUAACUUCAUAUUAGUUCAGUGGAUUUAUUGCAUUUUGAGAGAGAAAAAGUAUCUUGGAUUUAUUGCAUUUUGGGGAAAAAAUAAUAAAAUUUUAUAACAAAUCUUUAAAAAAAUCUAAACCUGGAUUUUAAUUGUUAAUGUUAUUAUAACUAGGGCUGCACGAUAUGACAAAAAUCAUAAUUGUCGAUUAUUCCCUUAAAAUUUCCAUUACCUGGAAAACUUUUAUUAAUGUCAACUAUACAUUGGAUUGGUAUCUUCUGUAAAUCAUAAAAAAGUAAAAAUAUGAAUAGUAUUAUAAUUUUAUGCUAAAAUUAAAAUAACACGUAGAAAUAAAAAAAAAAAAAAUAAACAUCUUAAGCACUCAGAAUAACAUAAGUGGACUUUGAAUGGUUAAUUGCUGCUUUGAACGAUUACAUAAUUGUAAUCGCGAUUAGAAAUUUGAUUAAUUGUCCUGAUUAUAACCUACAGAUACUACGUGAAAGUUUGAAACAGAAAUAGUGGUUUUCAUCUUGCCCCUUUCUUGGUAAAGAAACAUUUACUCAUUUAUUUUACUCAAAUCAAUCCAAAUGGAUUUAUUGCGUUUUGGAACCAUACUCUUCAUAUAGUCUUUCUCAGAGGAAUGUGAGGUUUAGGGUCAAUGACAAUACAGGUAUUUAACUUUCUUUGGUUUCACUUUAAUAAGAACCAUUUGAUAUUGGUAAUUGUUGAGGUCACUUGUUGCUUGGUUUUUGUGAGAUUUAUGGGUACUGUAUUCAAAUAGGUUCUUUAUCCAGUCUGUUGAAUAAUUUAAAAGUAGGUGCCAUUACAGGGAUCAUGUUGUUGUGCCAUUUUAGCAACCGAGACCUAUUGGUGGAGCAUCAGGAUACAGCAGACUCAUCUGGUGAAUUUCUGUUGACUUGUGUAGCCAGAGACAAUGAUUAGAGAGUGGUGAGAGAUACAGUUCCUUGUAAACUGAUCCUCUCUUUCUUCCAGCAUGGCUAACAACAAGAACAGCACACUUUGUUGUACUUUCUCAGCCCCCAGCCACAGCAACACUCUCCUGAGGGGACUGUCUGCAUUACGCGAUCAAGGUCAGUUGUUGGAUGUGGUUCUGGUCAUUGAACACGAGCACUUUGAGGUUCACAAAGCGGUUUUGGCCUCCUGCAGUGACUACUUCAGAGCCAUGUUUACUGGAGGAAUGAAGGAGUCCAACCAGGACACCAUAGAGCUAAAAGGUCUUUCAGUCAGAGGAUUGAAGCACAUCAUUGAUUUUGCCUACAGUUCUGAAGUCACUCUGGACUUGGACUGUAUUCAGGAUGUUCUUGGUGCAGCCGUCUUUCUGCAGAUGGUGCCUGUGGUGGAGCUUUGUGAGGAGUUCCUGAAAUCAGCCAUGAGUGUUGAAACUUGUCUAAACUUUGGCCAGAUGGCCACCACUUUCAGCCUCUCGUCCCUUAAGCAGUUGGUCGAUGCGUUCACAUUCCUUCACUUCCUGCAAAUAGCUCAGGAGGACGACUUCCUUCACAUUCCAAAGGAACGACUGGUUUUCUUUCUUCAGAGCAACAAAUUGAAGAACUGUAGAGAGAUCGACUUGUUCCACGCGGCAAUCCGCUGGCUUCAGCAUGAUGCAUCCAGGCGAGCUGCAGCCAGUGAAGUGCUCUGCCAUGUGCGCUUCCCACUAAUGCAGUCGUCUGAACUGGUGGACAGUGUCCAAACGGUCGACAUCAUGGUGGAGGAUGUGCAGUUUCGACACUUUCUUCUAGAGGCCUUUAAUUAUCAAAUCCUUCCAUUUCGACAACACGAAUUGCAAUCACUGCGAACUUCCAUUCGCUCAGACGUCACGUCACUAAUUACUUUUGGUGGAACACCCUACACCGACAACGAUCGGACAGUCAGCAGCAAAGUUUACUAUCUGCACGACAUCACAGUGCGACAGUUCAAAGAGUUGCCCGAAAUGGAGUUGGGAUGCAGCCAUGCAUGUGUGUCGGUUCUUGACAAUUUUGUGUACAUAGUGGGUGGCCAGCAUUUACAGUAUCGCAGUGGAGAGGGUGCAGUUGAUGUCUGCUUCCGCUACGACCCCCAUCUGAACCAGUGGCUUCGAAUCCAACCCAUGCAGGAAAGCCGCAUUCAGUUUCAGCUCAAUGUACUGCAUGGACAACUUUACGCUACUGGGGGACGCAACAGGUCUGGCAGCUUGUCCUCAGUAGAGUGUUACUGUCCAAGGAAAAAUGAAUGGACUUAUGUAGAUUCCCUGAAGAGGAGAAUCUGGGGUCACGCCGGAGCAACUUGCAAAGAGAAGCUCUACGUCUCUGGAGGUUACGGGGUGUCUAUAGAAGAUAAGAAAACUCUCCAUUGCGAUCCAGCCUUGGAUCAGUGGGACUUCAAAUGUCCCAUGAACGAGCCAAGAGUCCUGCAUGCUAUGAUCAGGGUAAACAACCGUAUUUAUGCACUCGGUGGCAGGAUGGACCAUGUUGACCGUUGCUUUGAUGUUCUAGCUGUAGAGUAUUAUGUUCCUGAGACUGAUCAAUGGACAACAGUCAGUCCUAUGCGUGCUGGUCAGUCGGAGUCUGGCUGCUGCCUGCUGGAUAAAAAGAUCUAUAUAAUUGGAGGAUACAACUGGCACCUCAAUAAUGUCACAAGUAUUGUGCAAGUUUAUAACACAGACACAGAUGAGUGGGAAAGAGAUCUCCAUUUUCUAGAAUCUUUUGCAGGAAUAGCUUGUUCACCUAUCAUACUUCCCCAGACAACUACCCAGGGCUAGGCACAUAAUUUGCUGAUUUAGGCUUAAGGAUUAGUGUCCCCCCGACCGCAGUAAAAGUAAUGGUAUAAAUGGCUUUCUCUCAUUGAAAAGGGACUGUUAUGUCUUCAGUUUUGAAGCAUUCAUGAUUGAAGGCCUGUACACAUCAGUGUGAGGGAAAAUGAAAGCAAACUCUCUACUGAGCUUUUGGAGAAUGUGAAGCAUCUUUCUGCACACUUCUAAAGCAGUAAUAUUGUCUUUGGCCCUUCAUGUAGAUUGCCUUGUUUCAUACUAAUGAGAGUUUCGGUGCGAUUACCACUGAUGAGCAGCAGCACUGGGGCAAUGUCAACGCAUAUUCUUCUUUGAGAAUAUCUUAAAUGUAUUCACAAUACAUCCUAAACUUCCACAAGUAUUUUGCAAGUUUAUAAUACAGAUACUGAUGAAUGUGAAGGAGAUCUCCAUUUUCCAGAAUCUUUUGCAGAAAUAGCUUGUAUCAUACUUCCACAAGAAAUCACCCAAUUCAACACACUUGCUGUUUUUGGCUUAGGUUUUUGCGAAUGUGAGGCAUCUUUCUACACACUUCUCAAGCAGAAAUGAUGUCUUUGGCCCUUCCUGUAGAUUGUCCCGUUUCAUAGUAAUAAGGGUUUCAUACAAGUGCCUGUGGGAUUUGCAUUGAUGACAGACUUGAAUGGGCCAGCAACACUGGGGCAACAUGACUUCAUGAAGGAUUUAUUGUUCUGUUCUCACUGGUGUGUCUAAAUGACACGAAAACAAAAACUAUUCACAAGCGAUGUUUUUUUUUAGAACUAAACUUCAUCAAAAUUUUGGAUAGCUGACUGAAUUGGUUGAAAAAAAAAUGUGUCUCUGGAAUAGUAUUGGCAGAGCUUUGAAUUAUGAUAUUUUUAUGUUGGCCCACUAGCUACAAUUUGGACAACAUUGUCCUCUUUGCCAGCACUUCCUGAAGAGGGUCUAGGUUGAAAAUAUUGAACCUGUUUUCCUAAUUGGCAUGUUGAAACCGUGAAGCUGACUCUGGCUCUUAUAGAUUAAUAUAAAAUCUUGCACUUUUCAUGGGAAUCCAUUUUGUUUUUUGAUAAUUUGUACAAAACAACAUACACCACCUGCCACUUAGCAGUGGAGGUAUUUUUUUUUAAAUAUAUUUUUUUUUAAAUUGUAAAGACAUUAAUCUCAUUGCUGUAGCUAUUGCAUAUACAGUUGUAUUUAACAGUGUUUUUAACCUACAUAUAGUUAUAAUUUUUUUUUUCAAACUAAGCAAGCACAUUUCGUAUGCACUUUAAUAUAUAAAAACAUGGUGAAUCUGUGAUUUAAUAACUAAACCAAUAACAGAUGCAUUGUGUUCUCUGUCUGAACUUCUACUUUACACUGUAUAAUACAGCAUGGGAGGUACUGGA
Molecule: messenger RNA, 5166 nt
Organism: Carassius gibelio (silver crucian carp)
Lineage: Eukaryota; Metazoa; Chordata; Actinopteri; Cypriniformes; Cyprinidae
Product: kelch-like protein 26
Exons: 4
Coding region: 2018-3781 (587 amino acids)
Molecular function (GO): protein binding
Source: RefSeq, a predicted model, not a curated record